Panicum hallii is the source of this 1065-nucleotide messenger RNA. Its product is annotated as B-cell receptor-associated protein 31-like. Gene Ontology annotation, cellular component: endoplasmic reticulum membrane; endoplasmic reticulum. The record is from RefSeq and is a predicted model, not a curated record. Lineage: Eukaryota; Viridiplantae; Streptophyta; Magnoliopsida; Poales; Poaceae. The transcript has 2 exons. Gene Ontology annotation, biological process: endoplasmic reticulum to Golgi vesicle-mediated transport; intracellular protein transport. Bases 132 to 794 code for a protein of 220 amino acids.
UCGCACCCCGCGGUCCCCGCCUCCUCGGCUUCCUUCGCCCCAAGGUCCCAACUCCAAAACCCCCCAAAACGCCUCCUCGAUCUCGUUGAAUCGGAGCCCAGGAUCUAAUCAGCAGCACCACACGAGCGGCGAUGAUCCAGCUGCUAUUCCUUGUACUGGUGGCGGAGGCGUCCGUGGUUGCGGUGCUGCUCUUCAAGACGCCGCUGCGGAAGCUCGCCGUGCUAGGCAUCGACCGCCUCAAGCGCGGCCGCCGCGCGCCUGUCGCCGUCAAGACGGUGGCGGGCGUCGUCCUCGCUCUUCUCGCCUCCACGCUCUACAGCAUGGCCGAGAUCAGCUGCCGCGCGACCGACCCCGACUCCGGCGGCGGGCUCACGCCCACAGAUCAGGUCCUCUUCUCGCGUCACCUCCUGGAGGCGUCCCUCAUGGGGUACUCCUUAUUUCUUGUGCUAGUUAUUGACCGGCUUCACCAAUACAUCAGAGAUUUGCGUGCCUUCAAGAAGAACUUAGAGGCUGUAUCGAAGCAUAAUAAAAUGUUGGAGGAAGCAAAACAUGGAAUUUCAGAGGAGACAAAGAAGUACCAGGAAGACAUUGCCACUCUGAACAAGGAGAUGAAGAAACUGAAGCUACAAGUCCAAGAAAAGACAGAAGAGUUCCAUGUUGCUGAGGACAAGGCACUUGCUAUCCAAAAACAAUCUGAAGGCUUGCUGAUCGAAUAUGAUCGCCUGCUGGAGGACAACCAGCAUCUUCGGAUACAGCUGCAGUCAAUUGACCUCAAGCUUUCCAGUUCUUCUUGAAAGAAGAGUAUUAAGUCAUAAGAAUAUAAGAUGGUGAAUCUAGUGCUGUUGCAACAAAUUAUCUGUUGCAGUUUGGUAAGAAUCAAUAUUUACUCUUUCAUGGGUUACUAAAGAUAUUCUUGGUGGUAGAUCAUCUGAUGUUAGCACCCAAAGAGCAUGCCAGCUAUCACCUUUCUCACCUCUCUGUCUUAACAUCUUUAUUUGACUAUCUGUUGCAUUAUAUAUUGGUGCCAAUUAGUGCAAGCAUUAUAUGGUCCAGCAGUUUGGAGUU